Cygnus atratus (black swan) is the source of this 1280-nucleotide messenger RNA. RefSeq names its product acyl-coenzyme A thioesterase 5-like. Lineage: Eukaryota; Metazoa; Chordata; Aves; Anseriformes; Anatidae. The coding region runs from base 36 to 1280 and encodes 414 amino acids. The record is from RefSeq and is a predicted model, not a curated record. Gene Ontology annotation, molecular function: fatty acyl-CoA hydrolase activity. Gene Ontology annotation, biological process: acyl-CoA metabolic process; fatty acid metabolic process. The transcript is spliced from 3 exons.
UCCCCGGGGCAUUCCUUGCCCGCGGCCUCUCCUCCAUGGCCGCCACCAUCCGCUUCUCGCCGGCCGCCCGCAGCCUCUUCGACGAGCCGCUGGCCAUCGCCGUGCAGGGCCUCGGCCCGCGGCAGCAGGUCACGCUGCGGACAUCCUUGCGGGACGAGGCGGGCGAGCUCUUCGAGGCCCACGGCCGGUACCAGGCGGCGGAUGAUGGGGAGCUGGACCUGGCCCGCUGCCCCGCGCUGCCGGGAGGCAGCUUCAGCGGCCUGGAGCCCAUGGGGCUGCUCUGGGCUUUGCAGCCCUGCAAGCCCUUCUGGCGGCUGGUGAAGAAGGACGUGCAGACCCCCUUCCACCUGCAGCUGGAGGUGUUUGAAGGCCACGGGGACACCCCCGGGAAGCUCCUGGCCCAGGCCGAGCACGAGCGGGUGUUCCUGCGGGACGGGGUGCGCAGGGUGCCGGUGCGAGAGGGGAGGAUCCGGGCCACGCUCUUCCUGCCCCCAGGAGAGGACCUCUUUCCAGGAAUCAUUGACAUAGAUGGACUUGGAGGAGGCCUUCGUGAGUACAGAGCCAGCCUGCUGGCCAAUCAUGGCUUUGCCACACUGGCCCUGGCUUAUUACCAAUAUGAGGAUCUGCGCCAGGAUGUGACCAAACUCCAUCUGGAAUAUUUUGAAGAGGCAGUGAACUACAUGCUGCAGCACCCACAGGUAAAGGGGCCUGGCAUUGGCCUGCUCGGUUUCUCCAAAGGAGGUGACCUGUCUCUCUCCAUGGCUUCCUUCCUGAAGAACAUCACAGCCGUUGCUACCAUUAAUGGCCCUGUGGCCAAUACAGCUAUUCCUCUCAGCUACAAGGAUAAAAUCAUCCCCCCUUUGCCCACUGAUCAACAGCGUAACAAGGUUUAUGUUGACAACGUUCUUGAUUUUUCUGAUGCUCCUUUUGACCCCUUUCAAGCCCCUGGCAACCAAAGCCUCAUCCCGCUAGAGAAAGCUGAGGCACAUUUACUGUUCAUUGCUGGUCAAGAUGACCAUAUUAUCAACAGUGAGUAUUUUGCUACUGAAGCCUGCAAGCAUUUGCAGGCUCAAGGGAAGGAAAAUUUUCAGAUACUCAUUUACCCUGGAGUAGGGCACUGCCUUGACCCUCCCUUUUUCCCUUUGUACCGGAUAGGAAACCACCCUCUUUUUCAGAAGUGGGCAGUCUUGGGUGGGGAGUUCAUGGCUUAUUCUAAAGCACAGGUUCAUGCUUGGCCACAGAUCCAGGCUUUUUUCCACAAAUAUUUAAAUGACAAGUAA